UAAAAAUAAAAAUGUAGCUUUGGUUCUUCUGCAAUAUUGAUUAUCUAUUUACCAACCUUGCACAUUUAAUUUCUAGUUAAGAAGAAAUUGCAGAUUCAAAUACGACACAUGUACUAAUUAAGUGUAUGCCGUCUCCAAAUAGACAUGUUAAUUCCCAGAAAACUGUUUAUCUAUAUAUAAUUGCGAGUCAAAUAAUUCAUUGGACUAAUUUGCCAAUUUGGGUGGUGAUCAUGAGAGAGUGGAAAACUGAGGAAAAAAAGAAAGAAAAUGCCUACUUAGAGAUUUAAGGUAUGUAGUAGCUCAACCUGUCUUAUCUAUAUUUUUGCCGUCUUAAUUAUAAUAUGUCUAAAUUAUCAAAACUUUGAGACACUGUUAGAUCAACAACCAACCAUCCAAGUCAAACUUCCUUAAUAUUUAAACAUAAGUUUUCAUGCAAGUAUUCAAUACUAAAGAAAAUCAAGAACAAAAAAGAAUCAGACAUUGAUUAAAAAUGGAGAUAAUGAAUAAGUUUAUGAUGAUGAUCAUACUAUUGUCAUCUGGAUUAAUGGUGCAACAAGCUUUGGCUCAGAACAGGAACUUUAUAAACAGUUUAUUUCCAUGUAUGAAUUUUCUGAAUGGAUCAAGAGGGGAUCCACCAGAAAGUUGUUGCAAUCCAUUAAAGGAUAUGAUAAAAAACAUGCCUGAAUGUUUGUGUCAAAUGGUAAGUAUUAAAGGGAGCAAUGUAGCCGAGCAAUCUGGGAUUAACAUGAAUGAGGCGCAAAUGUUGCCUGCUAAAUGUGGACAGCCUGUUAAUUACAUGGGAUGUCUUAAAGGAGCAUCUAAUUCAGAUUCAAAUUCAGCUGGCUAUUCAAUACGGACUUCAAGCAUGACAAUAUUGCUGGCUGUUGCUUCUCUGAUUUUUGCUCAAGUUUUAUGAACUACAGAAAUACAGCCUUAAAGUUUGUGCUUUUCGGGCUGGGCUCUGUUGAUAUUCAUCAUUAUAUUUUAAGUACCUUUUUUGGAGUUAAUUGUUGAAUAUUUAGUUAAUAUAAAAUUUAUUUACUUUGCGUUUUUUGUUUUUCUCCAGCUAUAGUCAAUUCAUCACGUAAGCUACAUGUGUAUACUCUGGCUUUUAAUUUUUGCUGUUAUAUUAAAAUCUCCCUUUGUAUUAUCUAUCAU
Molecule: messenger RNA, 1158 nt
Organism: Lycium barbarum (goji berry)
Lineage: Eukaryota; Viridiplantae; Streptophyta; Magnoliopsida; Solanales; Solanaceae
Product: non-specific lipid transfer protein GPI-anchored 30-like
Exons: 2
Coding region: 491-916 (141 amino acids)
Biological process (GO): lipid transport
Molecular function (GO): lipid binding
Source: RefSeq, a predicted model, not a curated record